Messenger RNA from Amoebophrya sp. A25, 2905 nucleotides. The record is from the annotation of a GenBank genome assembly. NCBI's taxonomy places the organism in Eukaryota, Dinophyceae, Syndiniales, Amoebophryaceae.
CUUCAACUUCAUCGGUCGUACUACUUACAUAGAACUAGAUGAAAGGUAGCUGUUCGCGCGCAAGAUCUAAGACAUUUGUGAUUAAGAACCACAUCUGAUGAUUGAAGACACUAAUACCGCAUGAUCGCUCUGACUGUAAAAGAAAAUGCGUAGCAGCACGAAAAUUUCGCCUUCGGGCUCGUCUCGGCCUAGCGCAAACGCAGGAGCUCCCAAAGCCAGAAAAGAGAGCAACAACCAAAGUGCUGGACAGCCAAAGAAGAGGAGGCAGCGGGUGCUUAUUGGUGGGCGUGAAUAUUUUGACGAGGAGGAUGAUAGUGACUACGUCCCUGAAGCGAGGGAUGAAGAAGAAGACGAAGAAAACGAUGCGAAUGCCAACUGGUUCGCUAAGCGCCGGAAAAAGGAAGCCAGCGCAGACGGACAUGCGAACAGAUCCGUAGUAGGCCACGUGUCGGAGUGGGAGUCACAGGUUUGGAAGAAAAACGGCACCUUUGACCCGAGCACGGAGGCAGAGUUCGCGAGUCUUCUCGCGGCAGAACAGCACAGAGGGGCUGCCGAACGAAACGAGCGCUGCUUUUUCGGCACUGGCAUUGGUUCGCGGAAUUUCUCAUGGACAGGAGUAAGCAGUAACUGUGAAGACAAGGUUUACAAGGUGCUGUUACAGGGGGCACAAGCGGGUCGUAAGGGUCCUGAAACGAAUCCAAACAAGAGAAGCAACAGCGCAUCGACAGCUAGGGGACGCAACCUCGGAAACGAUGUCCGUUUUCGAGAUGCGAAGUGGCGGAAAUCGACCAAAAGUGGUGAUAUACAUUUCUUUGCGCAAGAACCAAGAGAAACGACUACCCUUACCUUCAGGACAAUGUCUGCAAUAUGUUCAGCGUUUAAGAGUACCACGUCUAAGAGUACUACCAACACAACAGGCGAAACUAAAAGGGAAGAAAAUCAAAGGCCAACCGCAAAAAGUAAAGAUGCUCUCAGAGGCUUGUUGCUGAAUGAAGGUGUGGAGUGCGGUACAUUACUUGUUGGCACUGGAAAAGCGAUAUCCUCAACCUCUUCCCGAAAUGAGUAUCACACGAGCCUGCCCACUUUGCAGGCUCGUGUUCCCUCAACAAAGCAGAUUGCUGCAAGUUCUACAAUGUCCUCCUCGGCACCAAACGCGGCAGCCUGCGAAGAUAGGAAGGACACUAGCAACAAGAAGACGAGGUUGUCUAAUCCGCCAGCUGCAAGCAACAAGAGAAAGAGCCUUUCCACAAAUCAUGAGGCUUCCAAAUCACCAUCAAAAAGUACCUCUGUCUCGAUAAGCCGUCUCUUGUCGCGUAUAAAUGACAUCGAAGCAGCUGGCAUAUCAUCACUGAGCUUCCGCAAUCCGGACCUCGAUUACGAUUUGGCACCUGGAGAAAUAGAGCGGAUGGCAGAGGCAAUAACAGCUGGGCGAGCGAGAGCAGACGCAUUAAGAAGUAAAAAAGUGCAAGUGGAGCAAAUAAACAGCACGAGUUGUUUACGCUUCGAGCGUCCCAAUCCAGAACUUCCAGCUUCAAGUGCCGCCAGAGGCAGGGGGGCAAAAAGAAGGUCUUCGCUUGCAGCAUUACCCGCAGAAACCGGAGCUGCGUCGUCAACAACCAUAUCUGCCAGAAUUCCAAGUCGAGUGCGAUUGGGGGAGCGUGCAAAGAUUGAUCACGCCUCCAUCCGCGCGCGAAUCGACGAAGCAUACAUCAAUCACUAUGACCGUGCCGCCGAUCGCGACGCAGCCAGAAAAACCUUGCAGUUUCAAAACACAGUGGAUGACGUGGCCAUGUCUGCCGCGCAAAGAGAAGCUGCUAAGAAGGCGACAGCAGUUGCGGACAACAAAGGUGGCACUUCGAUAGAUACCAGCAAUGCGUCCUCAGGAGGACCGUCCUCAUCCGCGACCUCGAAUACGGCACGAGAUAAAAGUGCGAGCAAUACCGCCAAAAUUAAGGAUGCGAUCGGCUGGCGAGGUGAUGGCAUGUCGGAAGGAGAAAGUGAACCGGCGGUUAGCGCCGAAGAGAAAGAGGACUAUGAGUUAUUGAAGGAAUUUGCGCCCGAGCUGUUGAUACCAAUUCGUGCCAUUCUAGGCGUUGGCGCUCACAAUGUAUUCUCACAGAAUCAGAUUCGGCCUCGAGUCCAGACCUAUCUUGCUGCGAGCGCGCAGGCAGCGGCAAAGACUCAGGCAAAGCGAGACCAGGAUCCGGCACUCUCGAGACGGCAGCAACUCUUGGGUUCUCCUUCUGCAACCUCAAGUUUUCAUCCUCAGUUGGCCUCGCCAGACUUCUCAUUUGCCAAAAUCACCGGAGAAAAAAAGUCGAUAAAACACGCUGGUGCGUCCUCUUCUUCGAAGCAUGGUGAAUCAGACUCAACUACCUUCGAAUUAGGAUGUAAACAAGACACGAAAACGGACACAGACGACAGGGAACGAAUGAAUACCUCGUGCUCGGGUGGGUUGCAACUUGCACCAGUAACCGAAGCUGAAAGAAGUCAGCCACUAGCGAAAGAACUAUCUGCCGUCGAGCAACUGCGGCAAGCUCGUGAGGAGUUGGUUGCAUCAAUCACGGAGACCGCGCUAACCGUCUUCCACAAGCAGCGCAAGAAGUGGAAUUUGAAAGACACGAUGUUCAGUUCCAUAGUAGAGUUCUGUGAAAAUUCGACUGGAAAACUUGCAUCAAUUUUGAAUCGCAGUGAGGAAGACUGGGCUGCAUUCUGUGCGCGAAAUAACCUCUCUGACCAGUUCCGGAAGGAAAGACAAACGGGUUACUUGGUUGAUCAAAACUUCUUGAAAAAAAUAGCCGCUGAUAAGACAAAAAAUAAGCCCACCGUGACGUUCCUAAAGGACUAGACGUUUCUGCAAUUUCAAUCACGUCCACAACCCGACGAUCUUGUUUGGGAUUUCAUU